Molecule: messenger RNA, 3222 nt
Organism: Linnemannia hyalina
Lineage: Eukaryota; Fungi; Mortierellomycota; Mortierellomycetes; Mortierellales; Mortierellaceae
Source: the annotation of a GenBank genome assembly
AUGGUGCCGCCUCCAGCUGCGGUCGGACCUCUUGGUGUCGAUACCUCCGACGCCGAGGACCUCGACAAGACCCCUCGUCCCCUCAACCAAACCAUCGGCCAUCGCUCCUCAAAAGAUUCUCUCGACAAGACCCCUCGUGCUUUCAACCGGACCAUCGGUCACCAGCCAUCAAUAGAAACCCUCGACAAAACUCCUCGCCCUCACAACCAGACUAUCGGGCAUCGGUCAUCAAAAGAGUAUGUCGACAAGACCCCUCGUCUCAACAACAAAACCAUUAGCCAUCGGUCCUCGACAGAAACUCUCAAGGUCCGGAGGGCAAAUUCCUCCUCUGCUGCCGCCGCCCACAUCACCAUUAGCACCGCAACACCCUCGGCCGCAGACCCCAACAACCACAACAAUAGCCAUUAUUACAAUCAGCACAGACCCUCGACUUCUUCAGCUACCUCUCCAACAUCCCCAACAACAAGAUCAGCAUCAAAAGCACCAGCAAAGAUAGAAGAAUCAUCAGAGGGCAUCUCAAGUAAGUUUGGUUUGAGCAGGAAAAAAAAGCGACUGCAGCGAGAGGAGGAGGAGCGAGAGCAACAGCGGUUGAAGGAAGAAGCCAACGAGGCCAUCCGACGCAAACACGGCGAGUACCAUCCUCCAGGACACAGCCAAGGCCAGGUACAUACACACCGGGUGCCACACCAACAUGAUCACCAACACAUCGAACGGUCGCGGUCUGCCAGCAGAUUGAGCAACAGGCACCAGCAGGGUAGUGUCAGCUCCAGCAGAGUCGUCUCGCCCGAACCCAGAUCCGCCUCGCGAGCCUCUACACGGUCCUCGGCAUCGUCAUUCUAUACGAAUUCGCGGAAUGGCAGUUACGUUCAUCAUAACGGGAACGGGAACGGAAGCGGGAACGGGAACGGUAACGGACACAGGAAUGGGCAUGGUCACAGUCGUCCCACCAGUCCAUUGGGCGAAAUUGUUGCCAUGCCCGCGGACUACUUCCACACCCACCCUCACAUGAACGUUUUGGAGGGUCUUGACGCUGAGAGCAUGCUGUCAGAUCACUGGGACAGUAACAGCGACAACGACGAUGAAAACCUGAGCCAUUACACCAAUCAAGGCGUCCGUGAUGACCGUGAUCGCGAAGAAGGAAGGGAAUCAGAGGAUCGUCAACGAAAGGCCUCCAUCGACACCAGCAGCAGUUACAGGACCAAUGGCUCCACAUCUAUCGUCUGGCAGAUUCCAGAACGGCCCCUUUCCCCGUCCUCCGUCGCCUCUUCUCGCCACUCUCAGUCAAGGAGCCAUCAUCAUCAUCCUCACCAUCAGUCGACAAUGAAUAGCAUCUCCCAACAGAUCCACCCAGACUCGAGCAAAUCACACCACGUCUCGCUAGAAAUGGAUGAGAUCGGUGGCGACGGCAAGCCAAACCACCAGUCUUGGCCAUUGAACAACAUGUCGACCACAGGAGUCGUCACCGGACUAUCACCAGAAUUCGAUGGGCGUGGUGAGGAUAUCAUCCGGCCCCACUCCAGCAUGAGUCGGUACACUGCAGGACGUGAAGGAGGAGGCCCCAAGUACAAGGACCCGCGUGUAGAACGGUACCUUCACCACGCCCGAUCGACCUCCCCCGACAACUCCAACAUCCACUCGUCCACAUCGAACCAUCGACCCCAUUCGCGUCAUUCGCGUCAUCACCGCCACGAUAGCAACAAUACCAACAUCUAUUUCCAGCACCACGACGGAAGCGAUCACAACAACACAGCCAGUUCUUCGACAGCAGCCACGGCCGCGGAACUCCUUCGAGCCAAGGCCGGGUCUCGAGCCACCAACUACCAACCCUACAACCACCGGAGUUCCAAGAAUGGAAACGCUGAUGCCUGGAGUGUUCAUGACACGGUGGUCUCUACUGACGAACACAACUACCUCGCACCCUUACCGCCCUUCCAGCAGGGGCCCGCCUAUACCCGAGUACCCAAGCGCAAGUUUUGUAAAUUCUUCUGUGGAGGAUGUCGAUGGUGGGUGCUUUUGCUGAUCAUUCUCAUUCCUGCCGGUCUCAUUGCCGUCGCCACCGCCUUCUUAUUGCACUGGUUCCGUGUAUGCAUUGCAAUUGACCCCAACACCGUUGAGCCCAUUAUCUAUACCAUUGACCCCGCCACCGUCCAAGGCAUCUCCCUCGACUACCAAACCCGCACCAAAGGAGUCAUUAAUAUUGUGGACUCGCCAAGUUUGACAGAGACAAGGGUGAUCAUGAAACUCAGUCGCCAAUUCUACAAUAUGAAGAAUCGGCAGGAUCUGACUGGGUUCAAGGUCUCGACACUCGACAAUGGCUUCUCGAGCUUUGUCAUGGACGACGAGGCGAACAACCACCGAGAAUUCUUCAUAUCCUCGGUCCUCUGCUCGGACUCCAUUCUCACCAUCGAGAUGCCCCGCCCUAAACCCCUCUCCUCAUCCUCAUCCUCAUCCUCCUCCGCCAACUACACCCACGAAAUAGGACUGGAUAUCCUGCUGGACCAGCAAGACGUCCUCAUCAACCUGGACCAAACCCUACACAGGAACGCGACCUACAAGUUCCGCGGCGUCUCAAACCGCAACAUGGUUGUCCAAUCCCUCAACAUCAAUGCGCUUUCGAUUUCGUACACGUCGAAUUCCGGUUCUCCGGCGAGUGUGGUGCUACAGUCCGUUAUUGUGAGGGAUCAAUUGGCAGUUAUGAGCGUAAGUGGGGAUAUCAAUGCCACCGUUGGCUUUGAUGCCGUCUCUUCCAGUGCUUCAUCUUCUUCUGGUUCAGGAGGAGGAGGAGGAUCGACGACACCGACGACAGUGAAUUUGAACACAUUGGACGGCCAGAUUCGGUUGGACAUCAGUAAUGGAUGGAACCAAUCCUCGACCUUCCAGAUUGACUCACCCGAUAUCCAGCUGUCCAAGGCCGGGGGCAUCAUCUUGCCCUUUGGUGUAUCCCAUAACCAGACGGACGUCAACGUGAAUGGACUCAAGGCUUCUGAGGGCCAGCAUUCCUUGACGGGGUCGUUCCAACCCCAAGGUGGAGCAUCUGCGUCAGCACCUCCCCGUGUUACUGGUACGGUCACCAAGUCUUCUUCGGCUACACCAACGGUGACGAUGACGGCUCCUGCGGCAACGAUGUCUCCGGGGGGUUCUGCCCUGGGUGCUGGUGGAUCCUCGAUCCCGGCACAGUUGAUGAUCCAAGCCAACAAGAACGUCGCUAUUAACUUUCCCUAG